UCAUUAAAUGUAGCAAUACCGUCACAGUUCUACAAUAGACAAUAGUCUAUGCGCCGCCAUAAUGUCGCUUUCUGUUUUGGUAUCAUCUCACAAUAAAGGAAAUCAAUUUUCAUAACUUAUCGAUGACUUUAGUGAUAAUUCUUAACGCAAAACAAACACCGAAUUCCAGUGUGAUUGAUUGAAAGCUCGCAGCCAUGAACACCACAGCUCCCACGUCGGCAGACGCCUGCCUGAGUAUUGUGCACUCUCUCAUGUGUCACCGGCAGGGCGGAGAGAGUGAGGGCUUCUCCAAACGUGCCAUAGAAUCUCUUGUCAAGAAGCUCAAGGAGAAACGGGAUGAGUUAGACUCGCUGAUCACAGCCAUCACCACAAAUGGGGCGCACCCAAGCAAAUGUGUUACAAUACAGAGGACUUUGGAUGGCAGAUUACAGGUUGCAGGCCGCAAGGGCUUCCCACACGUGAUAUACGCCCGCAUAUGGCGCUGGCCGGACCUGCACAAGAAUGAGCUGAAGCACGUCAAGUUCUGCCAGUUCGCCUUCGACCUCAAGUGCGACUCGGUGUGCGUCAACCCUUACCACUAUGAGCGGGUGGUAUCACCAGGUAUUGAUCUCUCCGGGCUGACAUUGACAUCUGGCCCAAGCCGUCUAGUGAAGGACGAGUACACAGCUGGCUUGAGCGGGAAUGGCAUGGACAUGGACACCGGCGAGUUGGUCACAAUACAGCACCACGCCGCCGCCAGCCCGCGGCACCAUCACUCGCUGCCGCACCACCACCAGCAGUUCCAGGGGACCAACAUCAUCAUAAACCAAACGCAAGCGCCAGAGGGCGUUCCGAACAUGUUCUCGCCGACGCACGGGCCGCGGCCGCACCGGCCGCCCGGGGCGCCGCAGAUGGCGCAGCCUCCACAGAUGCCCCAUCUCUCCCCUGGGCCUCAAAUGAUCUCAAACCACGGACAAAUGACACCCGGCCCGCCUCAAUUAGGACCAGGAACGCCUCAGAUGGGGCAGGGGACGCCUCAAAUGGGGCCGGGAACGCCUCAAAUGUGCCCCGGAACGCCUCAGAUGGGUCCGAGCACGCCUCAAAUGUGUCCGGGAACUCCUCAGAUGUGCCCGGGGACUCCUCAGAUGGGUCCGGGCACGCCGCAGAUGGUGGCCAACACGCCGCAGAUGCCGUCGCCGCGCAUGGCUCCCGCGCCGACUCAGAUGUCUCCGGGGACGCCGCAGAUGCCCAACAUAAGCCAGGGGAUGUCGAUACCUAGCCCGCAACAGAUGGUCAUGAGCCAGCAGAGGACGAUAGCGCCGAAGCUGGAACCCCCGGACACUAUAGACGCGAGAGCGAUGUGGUUACCGAAAAGAAUGAACCAUUCUGCCCUGCCGGUGAGUAUGUCGCCCGGCGGGACGACGCCCCUCAUUGACGGACAAAACACUACGUUCUUCACGUCCGAGCAGACGACUACUGAAACACAAAUGACACAGACUAUAUCAGCGGGUCCUGUGUCGGUGUCAUCAGGGUCGGCCGAGAGUUCCCAACAGAACGGGUUCGCCUCGGCGGGCAGUCCCGCGCCACAACCUAGUCCCCUGCCGCGCACGCAGCACCAACAAGGCACGUGGACGGGCAACAACACGCUGACGUACACGCAGAGCCUCGCGCCGCCCGCGCCCGCGCCGCUAGACGCGCCGCCGCAACACCAUCACUACUAUAACGGUAACCCGGGCGGGCAGCCGUUGUUGUCGCAGCUCCCGGCGCCCGAGUACUGGUGCUCGGUGGCGUACUUCGAGUUGGACACGCAGGUCGGGGAGACGUUCAAAGUGCCGUCUAGCAGGCCCAACGUCACUGUUGACGGUUACGUAGACCCUUCAGGAGGCAACAGAUUCUGCCUCGGCGCUUUGAGCAACGUUCACAGAACAGAGCAGAGCGAACGUGCAAGACUGCACAUCGGCAAGGGCGUGCAGCUGGACUUGCGCGGCGAGGGCGACGUGUGGCUGCGCUGCCUGUCCGAGCACUCCGUGUUCGUGCAGUCCUACUAUCUGGACCGCGAGGCGGGCCGGGCGCCCGGCGACGCGGUGCACAAGAUAUACCCCUCCGCAUGCAUCAAGGUGUUCGACCUACGGCAGUGCCACAGGCAGAUGCAGUCCCAGGCCGCGACAGCGCAGGCCGCGGCCGCCGCGCAGGCCGCCGCCGUCGCCGGUCACAUCCAGCCCGCGCACCCAGGCAUGAACAAGUGUCUAACGGCAGCGGCGGGUAUCGGCGUGGACGACUUGCGGCGGCUGUGCAUCGUGCGCCUGUCCUUCGUCAAGGGCUGGGGGCCCGACUACCCGCGCACCUCCAUCAAGGAGACCCCCUGCUGGGUCGAGGUCCACCUCCACAGGGCCCUGCAGCUCCUCGACGAGGUGCUCCACACGAUGCCGAUCGACGGGCCGCGGAACAACAUCGAGUAGGAGUUGAUCGGCUUCUUUUGAGGCCUUCACGACACCACACAUGUGCAAGUUUGUUUCACAAGCGCGCCGGCGUACCGGGCCCGCGCUUUUAUCGCUUAUCGCUGCGGAUAACAUAUU
Molecule: messenger RNA, 2555 nt
Organism: Cydia amplana
Lineage: Eukaryota; Metazoa; Arthropoda; Insecta; Lepidoptera; Tortricidae
Gene: Med
Product: mothers against decapentaplegic homolog 4
Exons: 15
Coding region: 195-2438 (747 amino acids)
Biological process (GO): regulation of transcription by RNA polymerase II; SMAD protein signal transduction; BMP signaling pathway
Cellular component (GO): heteromeric SMAD protein complex
Molecular function (GO): I-SMAD binding; RNA polymerase II cis-regulatory region sequence-specific DNA binding; DNA-binding transcription factor activity, RNA polymerase II-specific
Source: RefSeq, a predicted model, not a curated record